Messenger RNA from Closterium sp. NIES-65, 642 nucleotides. Lineage: Eukaryota; Viridiplantae; Streptophyta; Zygnematophyceae; Desmidiales; Closteriaceae. The record is from the annotation of a GenBank genome assembly.
AUGGCAGUGGCAGGGGAGGCAACAGCAGUGCAAGUGGCAGCAGUGCGGGUGGCAGCAGCGCGUGUGGUAACAUGUGUGGCAGUAGCGGCGGAGGUAGUAGUGUGGGUGGCAGCAGCGCGUGUGGCAACAGGUGUGGCAGUAGCGGGGGAGGCAGCAGUGCGGGUGGCAGCAGCGCGUGUGGCAACAGGUGUGGCAGUAGCGGGGGAGGCAGCAGUGCGGGUGGCAGCAGCGCGUGUGGCAACAGGUGUGGCAGUAGUGGGGGAGGCAGCAGUGCGGGUGGCAGCAGCGCGUGUGGCAACAGGUGUGGCAGUUGCGGGGGAGGCAGCAGUGCGGGUGGUAGCAGCGCGUGUGGCAACAGGUGUGGCAGUUGCGGUGGAGGCAGCAGUGCGGGUGGCAGCAGCGUGUGUGGCAACAGGUGUGGCAGUAGCGAGGGAGGCAUCAGUGCGAGUGGCAGCAGCGCGUGUGGCAACAGGUGUGGCAGUAGUUGGGGAGGCAGCAGCACGGGUGGAAGCAGCGCGUGUGGCAACAGCACCUGCUCUCACCACAAGCACCUGCUCUCACCACAAGCACCUGCUCUCACCACAAGCACCUGCUCUCACCACAACCACCUGCUCUCACCACAAGCACUUGCUCUCACCAUAA